UUCCUGCCGGGCUGCGGGCGCCGGAGCGGCUCAUCAGCGUUUGCGCCGGCCGCGGCCGCGUCUCUCUCGGCUUCCCCGUUUCCUCGGACCCCCCCCCUUCCUCCCCCGGCCCGGCGGCGCCCGCCUCCUCCGCGGCCUCUCCGCCUCUUCCCCCACCGUCCCUUCCUCCUCUCCCUCUUCCUUCCUCCUUCCCCGCCUCGCCGCCGCCGCCGCCGCCCAGACCGCCGGCCGGGGGACGAGUCGGGGCAGCAGCCAGAAAGCAUAACUCCUACUAUUGAGCUAAAUGCGCUGUGCAUGAAACUGGAGAAAAAACCAAUGUAUAAGCCUGUUGAUCCUUACUCUAGGAUGCAGUCCACCUACAACUACAACAUGAGAGGGGGUGCUUACCCCCCAAGGUACUUCUACCCAUUUCCAGUUCCACCUUUACUUUAUCAAGUUGAACUUUCUGUGGGAGGACAGCAAUUUAAUGGGAAAGGGAAGACAAGACCGGCCUCAAAACAUGAUGCUGCUGCCAAAGCCGUGCGGGUCCUGCAGAGUGAGCCCCCGCCGGAGAGGCUAGAGAUUAAUGGAAGAGAAUCCGAAGAAGAAAAUCUCAAUAAGUCUGAAAUAAGUCAAGUAUUUGAGAUUGCACUUAAACGGAACUUACCUGUGAAUUUCGAGUCUUUCCCUCUGCUACAGGUGGCCCGGGAGAGUGGCCCACCCCACAUGAAGAGCUUUGUCACCAGGGUUUCGGUUGGGGAGUUUGUAGGGGAAGGUGAGGGCAAGAGCAAGAAGAUCGCCAAGAAGAACGCGGCCAGAGCGGUGCUGGAGGAGCUCAAGAAGCUGCCGCCGCUGCCUGCAGUGGAGAGAGUGAAGCCCAGAAUCAAAAAGAAAGCCAAAGCCCCGGGCAAGUCACAGCCCAGCCCGGAAUGCAGCCAGGGGAUGAACCCCAUCAGCAGGCUGGCCCAGAUCCAGCAGGCCAAGAAGGAGAAGGAGCCGGAGUACGUUCUGCUCAUGGAGCGGGGCCUCCCACGCCGCAGGGAGUUCGUGAUGCAGGUGAAGGUGGGCAACCACACCGCAGAGGGCGCGGGCACCAACAAGAAGGUGGCCAAACGCAACGCAGCGGAGAACAUGCUGGAGAUCCUGGGGUUCAAGGUCCCGCAGUCCCAGCCCACCAAGCCAGCGCUCAAGUCGGAGGAGAAGACACCAGUAAAGAAACCAGGGGAUGGACGAAAAGUAACCUUUUUUGAACCUGGGUCCGGGGAGGCGAACGGGACUAGCCACCGCGAGGACGAGUUCAGGAUGCCUUACCCCAGCCAUCAGCAGCUGCCCGCCGGCAUUCUCCCCAUGGUGCCCGAGGUGGCCCAGGCUGUUGGAGUCAGCCAAGGACAUCAUACCAAAGAUUACCCCAGGGCAGCCCCGAACCCUGCCAAGGCCACGGUAACUGCCAUGAUAGCCCGAGAGUUGUUGUACGGGGGCACCUCGCCCACAGCCGAGACCAUUUUAAAGAAUAACAUCUCUUCAGGCCACGUACCCCACGGACCUCUCACAAGACCCUCUGAGCAGCUGGACUUCCUUUGCACAGUCCAGGGACUCCAGGUUGAAUACAAAGACUUCCCCAAAAACAACAAGAAUGAAUUUGUGUCUCUAAUCAACUGUUCGUCCCAGCCGCCCCUGAUCAGCCACGGCAUCGGCAAGGACGUGGCGUCCUGCCAUGACAUGGCUGCGCUGAACAUCUUGAAGUUGCUGUCCGAGCUGGACCAGCAGAGCCCCGAGGCGCAGAGGACGGGCAACGGGCCGCUGUCAGUGUGUGGGAGGUGCUGAACCUUUGCUGGCCACGAGCCACACAAAGCCCAAAUAGACACUGAGAAGACCGAACCUGCUUUGAAAAUAUGGACUCUGAUCUCUGCAGUGGUGAGGAGAGCGGGAGCAGCCGUGAAGACUGAGACGAAGACUGAGACGGAGGUAGAGGCCGGGAGCCCCGCUGCCCCGCCCGCCUGCCUGCCCCGCCC
Molecule: messenger RNA, 1991 nt
Organism: Dipodomys spectabilis (banner-tailed kangaroo rat)
Lineage: Eukaryota; Metazoa; Chordata; Mammalia; Rodentia; Heteromyidae
Gene: Stau1
Product: staufen double-stranded RNA binding protein 1
Exons: 12
Coding region: 295-1803 (502 amino acids)
Source: RefSeq, a predicted model, not a curated record